This is a messenger RNA of Schistosoma turkestanicum, 2181 nucleotides long. The record is from the annotation of a GenBank genome assembly. Lineage: Eukaryota; Metazoa; Platyhelminthes; Trematoda; Strigeidida; Schistosomatidae.
CAUAUAUUUAUUUAUAAAUCCACAUGAAACAUGUAAUUUUCUUAUAAUUGAUAACAAUUGUUAAAAAUGUCCACUACACAUCGUCAUUGGAAUGAUUCAAAUUAUCAACAAACAAAUGCUAAUCAAGAAGAUAAUGAGGCUAGUUAUGUUGAACAACAAUUUGAAUUAGACAGAAAUGUAAUGAACAGUGUACAACAACAACGACAACAACAAAAUGAUUGUAUGAAUAAUAGUAGUAGUGGUAGUGGUAUUGAAAUGAGUGGAUAUACUAAUGACAUGGUGGAUUAUGAUCGAUUAGAUCCUAUGAAAGCACAAUCAGUUAUUAAUCCAUUAUUAUACGGUAUGGAACCGGAAUUAAUUGGAUUUGUACAAAAACAUCAUGUUGUAAUGGAUGAUGGAGCUGUGGUCAAUAAAGCAGCAAUGUUAAGAAAAGCAGCAUACGAUUCAAAAAUUCGAAAGAAAUUUCAACCACCUGGUGGUUUAAGUCUCAAAAUGUUCAUUGUUUUAAUGAUUUUAAUCCUGAUACUAUUCCCAUUAGUUAUAAUUACGCUAACUGUUGGCAUUGUCUAUGCUUAUAAAAUAAUUGCACCGAAUUUACCUAAAGCAUCACCAUGGUGGCGUCGUACACAUAUUUAUCAAAUUAAUAUUGAAACAUGGGCAAAUGAUGUCGAUGGACCAGUUGGUCGAUUACAAGAUUUAAUACCACGUAUGGAAUAUUUGUCUAGUCAGAUUGGCGCUACAAGUAUUUUACUCACUCAUUUACUAAAUUCUGAUGUAAAUGGUAUUAUCGAUUGGGAGACAAUUAAUCAAUCUAUUGAUCCAACAGAAGAAGCAUUCAGUAGUAUUUUACCACAACUUGUACAAAAAUCUAAAUCACCAUUGGGUAAACGAAAAACUAAUCAACCAAUGAAAAUUCUAAUUGGUUUACCAAUCUAUGCAACAAGUAAUCGACAUGAAUGGUUUCGUUUAAGUCAGUCUACAAUCAAUGAUGCUUAUACUUCAUUCUAUGUAUGGACUAAUGUAGAACCUGUAACAGAUCAACAGAAACGACAUUAUACAUACAAUUCAAUUCGUCGUGCAUACUAUCGUCAUGUACAUGGUAAUCCAAAUAGUCCAUUGUUGAAUUUAAGUAAUCCGAAUGUACAAAUAAAAAUGAAUAGUGUUAUAAAAUUUUGGCAACGAAAACUUGAAAUCAAAGGUCUUAUGAUAAUGAAUUCAAGUAAUUUACUUGAAGAAAUGUUUCCAGGUGUUAGGAAAAUUCUCAACACUAAUACUGAUGAUGAAUUCAUAUGGUUUGCUGAUGAACCGAAAAUUGAUGCCAUAGUGAAUAAUGAACAAAAAGUUUGUUUGCAUAAACUUACGCUGAAUAUUCGAGUACCAACAAGAAGUGAUGAUUUAAAUUCACAAAUUCAACAAGCUAUGAAUAAUUCACGAUCGAGAAAAUGUAGUCCAAUUUGGUUGGUACAACAAUUAAGCGAAGAUAAUAAAGAUUUUGCAACAAUUCAAAAAUUAGCUUAUUUUCUACCUGGAAGUUAUUUAAUGUUAGCUGGACAUGAAGUUGACAUAACUACCGGUAAUGAACAAUUAUUAAAAUGGUCAUAUGAUAAUUAUUUAGAUUAUACAACUUAUUGGCCUAUAAAUAUUAAUUUACCACAAAAUGGUAAACAACGUUUACAUGAUUGGAAGAUAUAUUGGGAAAAAUCCUAUGAUCUAUCAUUAUUGAAUACACCAAUUGAAAAAAAUAAUUUAGUGACAUUUAUACCAAAAGGUACAUAUAAUCUAUUUUGUAUCUAUCGUAAUUAUGAUAAAACAAUUUAUCGUACAUAUUUUAUUGUUAGUUUUCAAACAUUGAAUACUAUUGUACAUUUUUCAACAAUAUUUUAUGAUUUAAUUAGUUCGCCGAAAAUGGAUGUAGUUUAUGAUUCAAAAAGUGUUUAUCAUGGUAGACGACAAUUUACUGAUGAAUUAGUAGUUAAUAAUCAAGUUUUAUUACUUUACUAUUAUUGAUGUAGUUAGUUAGUUAGUACUGGUGGUAGUAAUGAUAAUCAUGCUGAAUAAACUGUUUAUAGUUUAAAAACUUUGAAUGAAAUAUAAAAUGAUUCGACCAAUAAUAAUAAUAAUAAUAUCCCGUCACCUUUUUUUUUAUUUUAUACUUUAUGAAUAUAUAAUUUUUCUAAACUA